AUGCAACUCGAGAUUAAAAAUUUACAUAAUGAAACAUUUAAAAUUGAAUGCAAUAAAGAAGAUACGGUAAGAGCCGUCAAAGAAAUAAUAGCUGCAAAAGAUGAUCUAAGAGAAAAAUAUGAUGUUGAUCUACUUAAAUUACUAUGUAAAGGUAAAGUUAUGGAUGAUGAAGAUACAAUUGAGUCUUUCAAUAUACAAGCUGAUGGUUAUCUUCUUCUUGUUAAACAAACACCUGGAAAACCGAAACCACCACCAAAAAAGAAACCUAAUCAAGUAAUCAAUCCGUAUGGAUUUAAUUCAUCAUUUGGAAUGGGACCAAGUGCUUUUGGUCAAGGUUCACUUAUGCAACCAUCAUUGCAACCAUACGACUUCAGCAAAAACCAGUAUCCACAACAUCCAUUUCCAGCGCAAAUAGGAUUUCCAACGCAAACACAAUUUCCAGCACACACACAAUUUCCAGCACACACACAAUUUCCAGCGCACACACAAUUUCCAGCGCAAACAGGAUUUCCAACGCAAACACAAUAUCCAGCAUCUCACAUAACUGGUGGUAUGCCAAGUGGAGAAUCAAAUACUUUUCCAUCAGCUGCUGAACGUGAAGACGCUUUACAAACCUUGUUAUCAAUGGGUUUUGAACGUUCACUAGCUGAAAAAGCAUUACGUGCUAGUGCUUAUACUCCAGAACUUGCUAUAGAAUUCAUAACAUCCGGCAAUAUUCCUGAAACAAAUGAGGAAGUGCCUGAUCAUCCACCACUGGUACCUACACCAGUACAAUCACCAGAGAUUCCAAUUGUUCAACCAUUUCAACCAAAUCCGACUGCUAAUCUUCAUCAAGGCAUUGGAGGUGCAGGUAUGAAUCUCCAACAAAUAGGUCAAAUGCUGGAACAAAAUCCUCAACAACUUCAAGUAAUUAAAAAUGCAUUAAGAGCUGAACAUCCAGAAAUGGCCAAAAUGAUUGACGAAAAUCCAAAAGGAUUUAUUGACUUACUGAGACAAGCAGGAGGAAAUGAUGAUAAUCAAGCGUUUUCUGGUGGCAACGAUACUUCUACUAUUGGUGGUGCUCCUAUUGGUGGUGCAACUGGUGGUGCUGGUCAAGGUGGAAUAAAAGUCGAACUUACAUUUCAAGAGCAACAAACCAUCAAUCGAAUACAAGAUAUGGGUUUUGAUCGAAAUCGUGUUAUUGAAGCAUUUCUUGCUUGUGAUCGUAAUGAAGAAAUGGCAGUUAAUUAUCUUUUACAUGCUUACGAUUAA
Messenger RNA from Rotaria sp. Silwood2, 1251 nucleotides. NCBI's taxonomy places the organism in Eukaryota, Metazoa, Rotifera, Eurotatoria, Philodinida, Philodinidae. The record is from the annotation of a GenBank genome assembly.